AAAGAUGUAAAUACAGGAAACAAGUAAAAUAUGAUACUGUUGUAUGUUAUGCAGGAUACAGCCUCUACUUCUUCUCAGAGUGCAGUUUCUGUGAUCCAAACAUGCGUAGAAAAGCUGGAACCCUUAGUUUGUGCCUUUUUGACAUCUUGGUUUUUAGACAGAGAUGCCAUGGGGAGUGAGCUCAAGGAAUUUUACCAUGAAAUCAUUUUCAGAAGUUUUGAAUGUGCUCCUCAGAUGCUUUUUGCUGUCAUCCCUAAUUUAACUCAAGAGUUGCUGAUUGAUCAAGUCGGUGUCCGAAUAAGAGCUGUUAAGCUGAUUGGAAAACUCUUUACACUGCCUGAAUACCAUAUAUCACGAAAAUAUGAGGACCUCUUCAAAGAGUAUCUAAAAAGAUUUUAAGGUAAGUCUGUGGAAGUUAGAGUUAGUGCUCUACAAUGCGCUAG
Fragaria vesca subsp. vesca is the source of this 443-nucleotide messenger RNA. RefSeq lists its product as uncharacterized. The record is from RefSeq and is a predicted model, not a curated record. Bases 31 to 399 code for a protein of 122 amino acids. The transcript is spliced from 2 exons. NCBI's taxonomy places the organism in Eukaryota, Viridiplantae, Streptophyta, Magnoliopsida, Rosales, Rosaceae.